This is a messenger RNA of Anastrepha ludens (Mexican fruit fly), 4672 nucleotides long. RefSeq names its product RINT1-like protein (gene Rint1). Gene Ontology annotation, biological process: endoplasmic reticulum to Golgi vesicle-mediated transport; retrograde vesicle-mediated transport, Golgi to endoplasmic reticulum; regulation of ER to Golgi vesicle-mediated transport. Gene Ontology annotation, cellular component: Dsl1/NZR complex. The record is from RefSeq and is a predicted model, not a curated record. The transcript is spliced from 10 exons. The coding region runs from base 191 to 2392 and encodes 733 amino acids. Lineage: Eukaryota; Metazoa; Arthropoda; Insecta; Diptera; Tephritidae.
UAUUUAUUUCAUAUAUAUUAUUUAUUUUUAAUAACAGUAUGUCUUUUGAAGAAUGGAAAUUAAAAUCCGUACGGUAAUUUGUAUAGUUUAUACGACGCUUUAUGGGACUGCAUUCGCAUAGUAUCGAACAUUUAUUUAUUUAUUUUGAAUUUUCCAUAAUAUCGAAAUUGUUUUGACUUUUGCUUUUUGAAUGGGAUUAAAAAAAAUUAAGAUGCAAACCAAAUAUUCUGUGGAGCAACGUAUAAUUGCAAGUAUCAACUCAGAAAUUGGCGAUGGUUGCAAGAAACUUCAUCAUGCUGCUGUUUUGGCGAAUAAGUACUAUGCUUCUAUAAAAGGAUUAAAAGAAAGAUUGGGCAGUGAGUACGACGAUGAAUUGAGACCCUCAGAUAUUAGAACGGCACUGCAAAACCAAGGAACAGUGAGUCAAAGCCUUGAGUUCCAAAAAGAAAAACUUUGUCAUUUCGAAAAUCAAUUGGUGGCAAAAACUAGAGAUUCGGAUAGAGCGCUUAGUCAGAUAUUAAACGAAUUAAAAAAAGUGCGGAAGCUACAGCAUUUGACGCAAUAUUUAAAACUUGUUCAAGAUAUACAGUUGAUCAGCCAGAGUCUUAAUAGUGCUAUCAAUGGAAAGGACGAGGCUAAAAUGGUCAAUAUAUAUCUAACGCUAUUUGAAAAUAAUGAUUGUGAGAAUAGUAUCAUUGGCCGAUUAUGUGACAUUGAAGCUCAUUACCUUAAAGUAUAUGCUAUAGAAACGGCUACCUACUGGCACAAAGUUCUCAGUGAUAAAUUUGCAAGUGAGCUGGAGUUUGUCUUAAAGUCAAUGCGUUGGGGUUAUAAAGAAUAUGAUUCACUGACGUUUUCACCAACACGAGAUAGCAUUAUCAAAGCUCAGCUGUUAGCCGAAUAUUUAUUUUUAAUAAAGUCACCGACCGAAGAGACUGAACCACUGGAAUUGAUCACACCAAGCAUAACUUGCCCAAUAGUUAGCACUGUUACAAAGCUGUUACUGGCUCCAUAUAGACAAAGAUUCCAAUAUCACUUUACUGGUGUGCGGCAAACAAAUCGUUUGGACAAACCAGAAUGGUUCUUUACACAAAUACUUAAUUGGAGCAAAGAGGGUCAUCUCUUCGUUGGACAGACUUUUCAACCAGCAGCAGUAAAAGCUGGCAAACUUAAUUACAAUAUACGUUUAGAAUUCAUUCGUGGCCUCGUACAAUUGAUAAUUGAAAAACUUUCUGCCGAUAUUGAGGAAAUAUGCCAGGACGAACUUCUAUUUGCUCAUCUGCUGGACGAGACUUUAGCUUUCGAGGCUGAGCUUCGAGGGACUUUUGGAUACCCAAGUAGUUUUCCCAGUGUGAUAAGCGUUGUAACUCAACCAAUUUAUUUGCUGAAGUGGAUUUCGCUUGAAGAGCGUUUUUGCGCAGAGAAAAUGGAUCUUAUAUUACAUGGUGAUAGUCCUUGGAUGCGUAUUGACCCUAACUUUUACGAUAACGAUUUAAAAAUUCCCAAAUGCGCUGAUCAAUUCAUACGCCUGCUUGAAGCUAUAAAGGAUCGGUAUUACACGCUUAUUCAACCAGGCCAGCAAUUACAAUUUCUUUCGCUUCAAUUAGAACUCAUAGAAAAUUUCCGACGGCGCCUCGUGCAACUUUAUAGCAGUGGGGAGGUUGAAAUCAUAUCCAUUUUGAAUGCUAUCAAUUACUUAGCGUUGGUACUGCGUGAAUGGGGUGAAAAUGUUCAUUAUUUGCAUUUGCAUGUUGCGCUAGUAGGCCCGCAUUCAACUGAAAUUCAGUCAGUGUUUGAUCAACCAGUCAAUGAGCUAGAACACUGGAUACAUAAGCUUAUUGAAAGUUUAGCGACGAGGGCGGUAAGUGAAAUAAAAGCAAAAUCCAUGCCUUAUCGGCAUGACUGUUGGUCCAGCUUACCAGACCAGAGUUCCAAAGAGCCUUUCAUUUUAUCUUCCAGUGCAGGGGAGAUGUUUCAGGUGAUGGUAACAACACUUCACAAUAUGGAGCGUGAACUAUCAUUAAACCUCUUUAAUCUUACACUGCGAAUGAUUUCCAAUCAACUAGAUGGCUUCCUAUUUGACAGUCUUGUUAUGAAUAAUAAAUUUUCACCAGCAGGCGCAGCGCAAUUUAAUUACGACAUGACCCGUAAUCUGUUCGCGCUGUUUGGACAAUAUUGUCGACGACCAGAUUUGCUUUUCAAAAAAGUUCACGAUUCGAAGAAGUUGCUGAAUACAGCACGUGGGACUGCAUUGUUGUUACUCGAAACGCUAAAGGCCGAUACAACUCUAGAGCAAAAGCUAAACGUUCUAAAGGACUUAGGCAUCGUUAAUUUCAAAUAUCAAACUUGCAUAGAAGUUUUGGAGCGGCGAACCGAUAUAAAAAUAUUUUGAUUAAAGGUUUAUUUAAAUAUAAUACAAAUAUAUAUAUAAUAGUGGUCAUAUUAUUAGGUACAUCACAAGGCGCAUUUAUUAAAGGUGGUUGCACCAGACCAACAACGUUUUGCAUGUUUGAUUGUCACGGCAAAGUAUUGUAAAAGUAGAAAACAAAAAAUUAAUUCGUUUUGCUUUAUUCUGUGCUGACAGGCACACGGACACAGCGAAAGAAAUAAAAAAAACAAAUCAGCUGAUUUACCAACAUCACCUUUAAUAGAUUCGCCGUGGUAUGAACAAAGUAUCUUACAGAUCAGAUAGAAAUACACAAACUAGAUACACAGGAAUAGACAAACUAGAUAGAAAUUCAACCGGACGCCUUGGUCAGUUAACAUAUAACUAAUAAUUAAAAGUACGUUCACAUACGCAUUAAUUACCAAUAAAUUCCCAAAAUUAAUUUACCCGUUCACAUAUGGCAGAUUACCUGCAAAAUUGACAAUCAGCUGUCAAUACUGCUGUUUUUCCUCAUAGAAAUUAUUUUGGUGGAAUAUUUUUGGUUUGUUUAAUUAUUAUUAACGAUAGCUAAUUUAGAAGGAGAAGGGAUACUAAUUUAAUAGCGCAAUUGGCUGCUAAUAAUAAACAGUUGGAGGAAAUCCUUAAAUGACGUUUACUGAGGUUUAAAAAAAAUUAUGGCAGCAAUACAUAUUUGAAAUUCAAUAUUACAUUUUAUAAUAAGUAAUAAGAGGACACACAUUUAUGGAUACACGUUUUUUUCUGUUAUAAGAAUGAAUAGUAAAUAAUACCUAACAAACAAUUUAUUAGAAUUAUGUCUAGAAACCUGUUUUCUUUGCCGGCAUCCAUUUUAUUUAGUUUUCGCUUUGACGUUUUUCUUUACACUCGUAAAAAUAAUGAACUAUUACAUAGAAAACACAGGGUUGUAUGUCAAAAAGUACCGUUAUUAUCUAGGUUUUUUUAUAGUCUCAGAUUUUGGGAGAGAAAUUUUGUAUGGGAAAUCUCACUUUUUAAUUACGGGUAGGGAGUUAAGCACGAACAAGUAGAUCAUCUACUUAUAUGUGAACGUAUUAUAAAUACCAUAAUAAAGAAAUUAAGAAUUUUUAUGAAGCGUGAUCAAGAUAAAGCACAGCCAAUAUUAGAAUUAAAUAGCUCAUUAAGUGCCCAAACUUUACGAGCAAUAGACGCAUUAUUAGCAAAUAUAGUAUUUAAGUUUUGCAAUAGAAAAGGAAACAAUUUUGAAGGCUCCUCUGCGGAACAUUCAAGCUUACCCACUCGAGUUUUUAUUAAUUUGUAAAUAACUAAUUUUUAUGUAGAUAAAGCUGUAUAACAAACUGUACACAUUUUUUGAGGAAUAUUGCGAGUACACUUUUGUUUUUGCACAUUACACGAUCAAACUAGUUUGUUCGUCUCGGGCAAUGUUGACAAAAAAAUAUCUCAAAAGAUGUGGGCGUGGCAAAGCGUAUGAUAUAUCAUGCAUAACCGUAUUCGGAGAGAUACUUCUAUGAAAAUAAAAUUACAAUAUAUACGAGUACAUAGGUUUUGAAUUUAAAUACAAAUUUUAUUUAUAAAGUGACAUAUUAUACAUCUAUACAUUUUUAAAUUUCUUAGUUAUUUGAUGAGUCAGUUACAUGAUAUUUGUACAAACAGUUAUCUGGAUGCUAUCCGAAAUUACAUUUCAUGCAUAUAAAUUUUGUACACUUGCCAUAAAAUUUCCAUCGGCGUUGAGUUUUUGAGUAAUUUACGUAGUGCUCGACUCCAUCGUAUCUAGUUUCGUUUUCUCGUUUCCUCUUCCGUGCUGAAACUGGAUGAAAUUCUAUUGGUUUUGAAAGAAUGCUUCUUGUAAGACGUCGGAUAAAUCCGAGAAGAGUUACUUUUGGAUAAGCUUUUCGAAAUAACAUCUAUAAGUUUGCAAUAGCUUCAUUUAGACAAAAUUUCCUUGAUCUAAUCCGAGUUCGGUAAGCUGCCCAUGACUGAUCGAAGUGAUAGACUCCACCCAUUCCGCAAGUAUACUCCUUGAUGAUUAUUGGUUGCUUUACAUCUUGUCUACGUUUUUGCUGCCGAUUAUAUCUUUUGCAUAGUCCUGUUGUGGUCGUUAUGUUAUCGUGUUUGCAAGCGUUUUCCGUACUUUUAGCGUCCUUAAUUAUGUGACCACUAUUAUAUUUUAACCCUAGAAAUAUAAACCUCAUAAAUUUUAUUAGUUCAAUUUAACCAAAGCAACCAUAUUGCUCUCAACAUCGUACUAGACUUGCAAUAACUGUAUUAAGAAUUCCGAAUUUGCAAGUGAAA